Leptopilina boulardi is the source of this 2550-nucleotide messenger RNA. It is a transcript of the gene NUCB1, whose product is annotated as nucleobindin-2. The transcript has 10 exons. Gene Ontology annotation, cellular component: endoplasmic reticulum-Golgi intermediate compartment; extracellular exosome. The record is from RefSeq and is a predicted model, not a curated record. Gene Ontology annotation, molecular function: calcium ion binding. NCBI's taxonomy places the organism in Eukaryota, Metazoa, Arthropoda, Insecta, Hymenoptera, Figitidae. The coding region runs from base 223 to 1821 and encodes 532 amino acids.
GCUUGAAAAAAAUAAAGUAUUUCCUCAAUGCACGUAAUCAAUUUGCAGUUGUCAAAGCUGCUUUCAAUAGUAAAUUGUAUAAAUAUAAACGAUUUGCAAAUGCACACGUCAACAUUUUUCUGAAUAUUUCUUAUAUAUUUUCAUGACAUAUAUGCAACUUCAAAUUUUAACAAGUUUAUUUUGAAUUCAAACACCAGGUAUUUCCAGUUUACAAUUUUAAAAAUGAAGCAUUUUAUACUUUUUGCACUGUUUAUUUGUAUCAUUCAACUAUCCGUUGCACCGCCAGUAAAUGUAGAGGAGAAAAAGAAAGAUGAAGAGUUUGCGCCAAUACAAGACCCGGUUAAUAUUGUGGAAUAUAACAGAUAUGCCAGAGAAAUAAUACAAGUUCUAGAAACUGAUUUGCAUUUUAUAAAAGUACUCAAUGAUUCUACUAAUGAAGAUAUCCAAAGUGGAAAAAUAGCACACGAGCUUGAUUACGUAAAUCACCAUGUGCGAAAUAGGUUAGAUGAAAUAAAACGUAAUGAAGUGGAAAGACUGAGACAUGUCAUAAGAGAAGUAAACAUGCAAAAUGAAGAGCAUAAAAAACCUUCUAAAAAUCUAGAACAUUUGGAUCAUAAUAACAUUCAAACUUUCGAGAAAGAAGAUUUAAAGAAAUUAAUAACUCAGUUGCAUAAAGAUUUAGAGGCAUAUGACAGGGAAAGGAAAGUGCAGUUCAAAGAAUAUGAAAUGGAGAAAAAAUACGAACAGGAACAAAAAAUGAAGGGUAUGAAUGAGACAGAUCGCAAAAAGUAUGAAAAUGAAAUUCACGAAAUGGAAGAAAAACAUAAAAAACACAAGCCCUUGCAUCAUCCUGGAAGUAAACAACAAUUCGAGGAAGUCUGGAAAGAAACAGAUAAUAUAACAGACCAGGACUUUGAUCCAAGAACAUUCUUUUUUACGCAUGAUCUUGACAGUAAUGGCUAUUGGGAUCAAGAUGAAGUAAAUGCUAUAUUCAGUAAAGAAUUAGAUAAAAUUUAUGAAGAGGGACAUCCGGAAGACGAUUUAGUAGAAAGAAUUGAAGAAAUGAAUCUAAUGAGAGAACACUUUUUAAAAGAAGCUGACACUAAUAGGGACUCUUUAAUAAGUUACAAUGAAUAUUUAGUAGUAACAAAAAAUCCAAACUUUGGUGUGGAUCCUGGCUGGGAAACAAUUGAUCAGCAAAAGAUUUUCACUCCAGAAGAAUACAAAGAAUAUGAAAAUCGUCGAAUAAAAGAGAUUAACAAAUCGAUUUAUAAUCAGGUUCCAUCUCAUCAAAUGCCACAAAAUCAACAAUUUCCACAUAAUCAGGUACCACAAUAUCAACAAGUUCCACAUAACCAGGUACCACAGUAUCAACAAGUUCCACAUAAUCAGCUACCACAAUAUCAUCAAGUUCCACAGAAUCAGCUACCACAAUAUCAACAAGUUCAACAUAAUCAAAUACCACAAUAUCAACAAAUUCCACAGAACCAGAUACCACAGUAUCAACAAGUUCCACAGCACCAGGUGCCACAAUAUCAGCAAGUGCCAGUGCAUCCUGGACAAAUUCCUCAAAAUGCUCCUCCUGUUCAGCCGCAGCAGCAGCAACAACAGUAUCACCCAAUUCAACAUCAACAACAACAACACGUUGAAAUUAAUCAUCAAAAUCAGGUUAACCAACCACAGAGGCAAGUUAAUCAAACACAAGGUCAACAGCAGGCUCCAGGUAAUCAACAACCAGAUCAUAGUUCUCAACAAGUUCCAGUAAAGAAUCAAAAUUCAGAUACUGUACAUUUACAAAACAGUAUUCCAAAUGUAAAAUAGAUGUUAAAAUUUAAAAUAACAAUUUUUUUUUUUUCAUAAAAACGAUGAUUCAAUUUGAGAAAAACUUGAAAUUGAGAGAUUCAGACAUAAAAAUUAGAUUUUUUUAUAGUGACGAAAUAUUGUAUAUUUUGAUAAAAUGAAGACUGAUUAAAAAGAUAUAUUCUUUUUAAUUCUUCUAAUUCUAGACAAGUUUUUAAUCGCAUUUAAGAAUUACAGAUUUUUUUCAUAAUAUUACAUUAGUUUAGAUAUAUUGUAAUAUGUUUAUAGUUUCCUAAGUCAAUUUUAUGUCAGGUGAAAAUAAAAUUGUCAAAAUAAAAAAUGGUAAAACGUUUUAAAAAUCAGUGAAUUUUUAUUAAUAAGAAACCAUAAAUUGCAAACAAAAAUUUUACAGCAAGUAGACAUUGCAUAAUUUUCUAGUUAAAGGAAUUUGAAAAAUCAGUCAAGACUAUGAAAUUGAAAGUUUGAGUAUUAUACUUAAGCAAUAUAUAUGUAUAUGCACUGUACAUGAAUAUUAUACAUAUGAAUGAAAUUGGCAUUUCACUGUAAAAAGAAAUUGUUCAUUUAGAAUUUUAUUAAUUUUUCUUUUGAUAUCUGAAAUCAGCUUUAAUUUUCUUUUUAUAGUGUUAGCACUAAUAUAUACAUACAUUGAUGUACUGCGGUUAGCACAUCUGUUGUACCUGAAAUUUUUCCUGUACAUUAGUAUUGAAUUAAAUCUUUUGAAUUUGCACA